Cooperia oncophora is the source of this 417-nucleotide messenger RNA. Lineage: Eukaryota; Metazoa; Nematoda; Chromadorea; Rhabditida; Trichostrongylidae. The record is from the annotation of a GenBank genome assembly.
AUGGCCGUAAUUCGGAGUCACGUCACUGGCGAACAGCUCAGCAGUGGCUUCAGCUACGGUCUUCCUCUGGGUGGUUUCAAGGAGUCUCAGCAACCCAGUGAACUGCCGGACGAAGAAAACAAGCAGGGUAAAAGGAAAUUCAAACCACCGCCGAAUAUCACAAAAGCCGACGCAAAAGAUCCGCAAUAUGAGACGCUACGUGGAAUCGGUAACGAGUUGUUUGCUGGCGAUAAAGACAAAGAGAAAAAUGAAGAAGUGAAAGAAGUGAAGAAAGAGGGACCUUCAGCAGAAGGACAGCAGGCACAAGCCCAGGCUGCAAAAAAGUUCAAACAGCCACCCAAGGUACAAAAAGUUGACGCAAAAGAUCCGCAAUAUGAAACACUGGCUGAUGUUAAAGACGACAUUUUUAAGGGAUAG